This is a messenger RNA of Ostertagia ostertagi, 303 nucleotides long. The record is from the annotation of a GenBank genome assembly. Lineage: Eukaryota; Metazoa; Nematoda; Chromadorea; Rhabditida; Trichostrongylidae.
AUGCAAAAAGAGCUUAGCUGCGUCCGUUCUCAAGAGGUAGCAGAUUUCAUUAUGGAAAAGCGGGUUUUGAACGUUUCCAUCACUGUUGAAGAUGUUGAGCGAAUCCUUGAAGUUGCUAUAUUAGAUGGUGCUAUUGAGCGGCGACCAGAUGGGAAGGUUCGAGCCACCACAUCAACUACACGUCCCUCUCCGCUAGUCACAGUGCCGUGCUCAACUUGUCCAGUUGUUGACGAUUGCUCAUCGGGGCAUGUGAUAAGCCCCCAGACGUGCCGAUAUAUGGCUGAAUGGCUUUCAGGCACUUGA